Messenger RNA from Ramularia collo-cygni, 267 nucleotides. RefSeq lists its product as uncharacterized. Lineage: Eukaryota; Fungi; Ascomycota; Dothideomycetes; Mycosphaerellales; Mycosphaerellaceae. The record is from RefSeq and is a predicted model, not a curated record. The coding region runs from base 1 to 267 and encodes 88 amino acids. The transcript has 2 exons.
AUGGUCCUAGACAAUCACAAGAUUGUUCCGAUCUGCACGUACUCACUAUUCCACCCCGAUUCCUACACCGAACGAUACCGAACUGAAUCGAGCUGGCUUGUCGCAAGGACUAAAUUUUCUAGAAGCGACAAGUUGUGUUCGGCGCUGCUAAAUGCCAAGAUCAGCAUGGCUAUGUUGAUCGAUAAUACACAACCAUGUGAAGUGGUACCGGGCUUCAGGGCUCGCGAUGGACAUCAUGGCCGCAAGUAUGGGUCCCCGACAGCUUGA